CGGGGACGGCUAACAGCGCCGUUCCGACCAUCGCGUGGCGCGCGGGCCGCGUGGCGACCACGAUGGACGGUGGAGGGGAAUAUGGCUACAGCGGCACCGUCAAGUUUUGGCACGCACACAAGGGCUUUGGCUUUAUUGAGGGGAGCGCUCUCGACCAGGAUGUAAUGUUUUCACACAACGAGUUGAUGCUUGGCUGGAAGAGAUAUGGGACACGUGUGCCCCAGAUUGUGGACGCGUGCACCUAGGCAAACGAACAGGGGACCUGCAGGGCGUACAUCAAAGCAAUUGCUUUCUUUUCAGGAACAGCUUUUCCAAGGACACGGUCCAUUUGAAGCAAAACCAGCAGCAGGGCCUUGAGAAAGCCACAGUUCUUUCUUAUCGUAUUAAUAUGACGAAUUCGAUCAUAGAGAUGGUCCUUUACCGUUGAUAAAUGAAUAGAGGGAACACCCUCAAGUAGUCCCUCAAGUGUACCACCGAUUGGGCUUCGAUGUCACGAACUCCAUUCCUCUUAGAUUUCUCCUUUGAGUCGCUGCUUCAGUCGCUGAGGCCAGAAGACUGCAAGACGGUGCACGGGGACUUCUUCCGAGGGCGCACGGUGACCUUUCAAGCGCAGCAAGGCGCCGACGGUCGAUUCAAGGCCACGAGCCUGAGCAUUGCCUUCGGCCCCGGGCAGCCGGUGCCCGGGAAGAUCAAAUCCUUCAGCGAAAGAAAUGGAUUUGGUUUCAUCGUGUCCAGCGCCCUCACGCAGGACAUCCGCUUUAACCAGAAUUGUGUGGAAGGUCCUUUCAAUGGAGUGGAGGCCGUCGGACAAUGUGUGAUGGUGGACAUUGCAGCCAAGGCUGAUGGCAAGCUGAGCGCCACGCGGGUGGUCUUCCAACAGCCACAAAGCAUCAAGAUGAACGGCUUGAUCCCCGGCACGCCCUUGAUGCCCGCGCCGGCGCCCUUGGCACCGGUGGCGCAGUCCAGGAGCUAUCUGGACCGAACGCCACCCGUUGGGCUGAACUCCAUGGUGGGUACGGUGAAGAUGUAUAACAUCCGAAGCAACACCGGGAUCCUCAUGGUGUCCGGAUAUGACGGAGAUGUCAGCUUCAGUGCCUCUGAUCCAAACAUCAUGGCAAACGGAAUGGUGUCCUUUACGCCCUUGAACUCUGAGGGGAGGCUAUUGGCCACGAACGUGACACCGAUCGCCAACGUGCAGCCGGCUUUCUCAGGCCGCUCGGCGAUUCCCUCGCGGGCGCCCAGCCUUGGAGGUUCGCCCGCUUUUCAGCGUGCCCUUCACGAAGUAGGCAUCGAAGGUGGCAAGCCUUCGAAGAGACCGCGGACGGAGACACCCACGGGACAAGUGGGAUCUGGAACCAUUCGGAACUUUAGUGAGCAGAGGGGUUUUGGCUUCAUCACCUGCGAAGGCAUUGAUGAAGAUGUGUUCUUUAUGCGAACCGCUCUUCCUGAAGGGCAGCGAGACCUUCAGAAUACCGACCUGCAGAACGCUGCGGUGAACUUCGAGAUUGUGAAGACUUCUGAGGGAAAGUAUCGAGCUCAAAACAUCACCUUCAGCUAGGCCGAGAAACCGGGUGUGAUGACCUCAAACCCUUCA
Durusdinium trenchii is the source of this 1594-nucleotide messenger RNA. Lineage: Eukaryota; Dinophyceae; Suessiales; Symbiodiniaceae. The record is from the annotation of a GenBank genome assembly.